Symbiodinium necroappetens is the source of this 575-nucleotide messenger RNA. Lineage: Eukaryota; Dinophyceae; Suessiales; Symbiodiniaceae. The record is from the annotation of a GenBank genome assembly.
GUUACUUCGGUAUCUGCCUGGGCACCAGCAGCUACCUGCGCCAACCCCUCGCACCUCCAGCGGUGCGUGAGCAAGGCUUGGCCGUCACUGCUGGAUCCUACAACCCGCCACACAAUGGACAUCUCGAAGUGGUAAGAUACCUCUCAGCGAGGUAUGAGCGGGUGCACAUGGUCAUUGGGGUAAACCCGUCCAAGACCUAUGCCGUGAGCCCGUACGUCCGACAGGAGCUUCUUCGGGCAAUGCUCAAAGAGCUGGGCCUGACGAAUGUGGAAGUCUUCAUUGUAUAUAGCUAUCUCUGGAAGCAUGCGCAGAAGCACGGUGCCAAAGUCAUGUACCGUGGAAUACGCAGCUUGCAGAAGGACGGCCUGGACGAGAAGAAGCUGGAGUUUCUGAACUUGGCGGGCCAGCUCAUUAUCGCCGGCCGACGUCCGAUCCCAACGGCUUACAUCCAGGCAGAUCCAAGGUUUCUACAUAUCUCUUCGACCUUGCUGCGAAAGCGGCUGCAAGAUCGCGAGACGAUUGCCGACCUUGUGCCUCCUGGCUCUGCAUCUCUGGUCCAAGAAGCCUACGGAUAG